Molecule: messenger RNA, 6534 nt
Organism: Pundamilia nyererei
Lineage: Eukaryota; Metazoa; Chordata; Actinopteri; Cichliformes; Cichlidae
Gene: kif1b
Product: kinesin family member 1B
Exons: 26
Coding region: 429-4187 (1252 amino acids)
Biological process (GO): microtubule-based movement
Molecular function (GO): ATP binding; microtubule binding; microtubule motor activity
Source: RefSeq, a predicted model, not a curated record
UCGCCGCAUUAGUCGCCGCUCUCUGUUUGCUCAUUGGCCCGCCAGCCUGUCCGUGAGCGCGCUGAGAGGGAGUUGACGUAAUCUCUUCGGUAAAUCGAGACAAUCUACCAAUUCUUCUUCUCGCUAGUGUGCAGAUAGGCGUCCGCCGUUCAUCUGUAAGGGAGACUAAAGUAGUCAACGAAGUGGCCGUUUCCAAAUACAAAUCCUUCCACCGGAGGAUACCGCUAUAAUGGGUCUUUUUCACGGAAAUGGACUUUAUAACAGUUUCCUUGCGCACAGAUUCUGAUAGAAACAACACAUUUUGACGCCUGCUAGCUAGCGUUAGUUCUCGCCACUGUCCGGUGGUUUUGGUUUUGUCUUUUGCAAGAGUCUCCAAGCGAGGGAUAUACACAAGGGAUCUUACAGGGAGACGGACUUAAACUGCAAACAUGUCUGGGGCUUCUGUGAAAGUCGCUGUUCGAGUUCGACCCUUCAACUCGAGGGAGAUCAGCAAGGAGUCAAAAUGUAUCAUUCAGAUGCAAGGCAACACUACAACUAUCCUCAACCCCAAAGCCCCAAAGGAACCAGCAAAGACCUUCAGUUUUGAUUACUCCUAUUGGUCUCAUACCUCUCCCGAUGACCCCUGCUUUGCCUCACAGAACCUUGUGUACAAUGACAUUGGAAAGGAAAUGCUGCAGCAUGCUUUUGAGGGUUAUAACGUCUGCAUCUUCGCUUAUGGCCAGACAGGAGCUGGCAAAUCCUACACCAUGAUGGGCAAGCAGGAGGAGGGGCAGGAAGGAAUCAUUCCCAUGCUGUGUGAAGAUCUGUUUGAGAAGAUCAAUGAGGACGGCAACAAAGAGGAGCUCUCCUACUCAGUAGAGGUCAGUUACAUGGAGAUCUACUGCGAGCGCGUCCGAGAUUUGCUCAACCCCAAGAACAAAGGGAACCUACGAGUCCGAGAACACCCGCUGUUGGGUCCCUAUGUAGAGGAUCUGUCCAAGCUAGCUGUCACCUCCUACACAGACAUCGCUGACCUGAUGGAUGCAGGCAACAAGGCCAGAACUGUGGCUGCCACCAACAUGAACGAGACAAGCAGCAGGUCCCAUGCUGUUUUCACCAUUGUCUUCACUCAGAGGAAACACGACAGCGAGACGGACCUCUCCACAGAAAAGGUCAGUAAAAUUAGUCUGGUAGACUUGGCAGGCAGUGAGCGAGCAGAUUCAACUGGAGCUAAAGGUACCAGGCUAAAGGAGGGAGCAAACAUCAACAAGUCUCUCACCACGUUAGGAAAGGUUAUCUCUGCCUUGGCUGAAGUGGAUAAUUGUACCAGCAAGAGCAAGAAGAAGAAGAAGAGUGAUUUCAUCCCAUACAGGGACUCUGUUCUGACAUGGCUGCUGAGGGAGAACCUCGGUGGGAACUCCAGAACAGCCAUGGUAGCUGCCCUCAGUCCUGCAGACAUAAACUACGAUGAAACCCUCAGCACUCUGCGCUAUGCUGACCGCGCCAAGAACAUCAAAUGCAAUGCUGUCAUCAAUGAGGAUCCCAACAAUAAGCUGGUGCGCGAACUGAAGGAUGAAGUGGCCCGGCUGAAGGAACUGCUCCGUGCCCAGGGCCUGGGAGACAUUCUGGACAUUGAUCCUAUGGGGGAUGAUUGUCCAGGAAGUGGAAUCAAAUCAGGUGACGGUGCCCAAAGCUUUAAAAUGCCCCUUCUGAGUUCUCAAACUGAGGCUCAGAGCUACAGACGGAAAGCCCCUAUUGGUUCCCUGACAGCCUCGCCGUCUUCUGGCUCGCUGUGCAGCCAGGGGGGCCUUCAGUCAGUCACCAGCAUCCAAGAGCGAAUCAUGUCCACGCCUGGAGGGGAGGAGGCCAUUGAAAGACUCAAGGAAUCAGAAAAGAUCAUUGCUGAGCUCAAUGAAACCUGGGAGGAGAAACUGCGAAAGACUGAGGCAAUCCGCAUGGAGAGGGAGGCUUUGCUUGCAGAGAUGGGCGUGGCAAUCCGUGAAGAUGGAGGCACUUUGGGUGUAUUCUCUCCUAAAAAGCUUAGCGAUGAAGGGCCAUUUGACGAGCCUUUUGAUUGUUUUGCCACCAAAAAGCCUUGCGAUCUCUAUGCAGACUUUAACGGGGUAUUCUCACCUAAAAAGACCCCACACCUGGUUAACCUGAAUGAGGAUCCUCUCAUGUCUGAGUGUCUGCUCUACUACAUCAAAGACGGAAUUACAAGAGUGGGUCAGGCCGACGCAGAGAGAAGACAGGACAUUGUUUUAAGCGGUGCUCAUAUCAAGGAAGAACACUGCUACUUCCGCAGCGAAAGGAAUGCAAACGGAGAUGUUAUUGUCAUGCUGGUGCCCUGCGAGGGAUCGGAGACCUACGUCAACGGCAAGCGUGUUGAGGACUCGAUCCAGCUUCGUUCAGGCAAUCGCAUCAUUAUGGGAAAGAACCACGUGUUCCGGUUCAACCACCCAGAGCAGGCCAGAGCUGAAAGGGAGAAGACGCCAUCGGCAGAAACCCCCGUGGAGCCCGUUGAUUGGACAUUUGCUCAGAGAGAACUCCUGGAGAAACAGGGCAUUGACAUGAAGCAGGAAAUGGAGAAAAGACUCACUGAGAUGGAAAUCUUGUACAAAAAAGAGAAGGAAGAAGCCGAUCAGCUUCUGGAGCAGCAGCGACUGGAUGGAGACUCUGAUAGUGGGGAUGACUCAGAUAAGAGGUCUUGCGAAGAGAGCUGGAGACUGAUCACUUCCCUGAGGGAAAAGCUACCUCCCAGCAAGCUCCAAACCAUAGUGAAAAAGUGUGGAUUACCCAGCAGUGGGAAAAGAAGAGAGCCAGUGAAAAUGUACCAGAUCCCUCAGCGGCGCCGCAUCACCAAGGACUCUAAGUGGGUCACCAUCUCUGACCUGAAGAUCCAGGCAGUCAAAGAAAUCUGCUACGAAGUGGCGCUCAAUGACUUCCGUCACACACGGCAGGAAAUCGAGGCUUUGGCUAUUGUAAAGAUGAAGGAGCUUUGCGCUAGCUAUGGCAAGAAGGACCCCAACGAGCGGGACUCGUGGAGGGCGGUGGCUCGGGAUGUUUGGGACACUGUAGGGGUUGGUGACGAGCGCAUUGAGGAUGUCAUGACCAAUGGGUCUCGACCCGGAGGAGUUGUUAUGGACGAACUAAAAGUGCACAUUGAUAAACUCGAGGACAUCCUGCAGGAGGUGAAGAAACAGAAUAACAUGAAGGAUGAGGAAAUCCGCGCCCUCAGGAAUAAGAUGGUUAAAAUGGAAAAGGUCCUACCGCUCAUAACCCCAGAGGGCCAAGAAAAGCCUCCCAGUGUAGGUCCCUCUACUUGUGAAGCAAGAACUCCAAGCCCUCAGGAAGGAAAACUACCUGUGCCUGAAAAGCCUGACGAAGAAGAUGCAGAUUCACUAACAGGCCAAAGUAUGGCAGAUGAUUCAACGCUAAAGCGAGGCCACAUGCGCUGGAUGCGUCAAGAGCAGCUGCGCCUCAAGAAUCUACAGCAACAAGAGAUCUCCAAGCAGCUCCGCCGGCAUCCCGGGCCUCAUCGCUUUAUACCACCAGAAGACCGUAAAUUACGCUUCCCCUUCAAAAGUAAUCCAAAGCACCGUAACUCGUGGAGCCCGGGUACUCAUAUCAUAAUUACAGAUGAGCAGGUUAUAGAGUUAAAGGUGCCCAAAGAAGCUGUACAGGAAGAGGAGGCAGAAAGCCUAGCUGGAGAAGAUGUACAGUGUAGCGAUAAGAUGGAUAAGAUGGCUGCUUCAGUUAUCCAAGUCUCUCCAGCGCUGCAAAGCCCAUCAGUUCAGCGCAGAAGCAAGGACUCAGACCAAGGUUUAAACCAGGGUCACAGGCAUAACUAUAGGAACAACCAACAUCAGCAGCUGCACGAACGAGGCCGCAGCAACUCCUUUAAUCACCGUCAGCGUCCCUCGGGCUCCAUGGAGUCACUGCAGCAGUCUGAAAGCAACAGGAGGUAUACGCAGGCUUUCUACCAGCCCCGCCACUAUCAGAACCAGCCAGCACAUCCCCAGCCUCACCACCACCAACAGCCAUGCCACUAUAACGGCGCGAUGUAUGCCGAUGGCGGCUUCAAUGGUUACCAGCAUUACCAUCACACUGACCAUCCUAACCAUCCAGUCAACUUUCAGCCACCUCCACGAAUGCGCAGGCAAAUGUCUGCUCCUAACCUAAAAGCCAGCAGAGAGACGACGGUCUGAGUGGGACUUGAGGAGUGAGGAACUAGAUUGACAGACUUUUAGUAGGCAAACACAUUACAGAUCACAACAGCUCUGACAAAAAGUGACUGUGACUAUUGCACUAGAUCGGUGUUACUGGUUGAUCCAAGUAUUGUAUGUAUUAUAUAUAAAUAUAUAUAAAAAAAGAGACAUUUUAUCACCAUCAGUAUCAUCAUAUGACAUUUUUAUCAUUUGUUUUGUGCAUCGUGUGCAUUGUCAUCACUGUCACUGGGAUUCAAAGGAUUCAAAGCCAACAGAUAAUUUUUUUUUUUAACAUGUCACGCCUACUCUUCAUUUAUCAGCAUGUGUGACAAGUUGAUGAAUCACACUUUGAAUUUGCCAAAUUACUUUCACGGUCGAAUUUCUGAGUUUACAUUAUUGCCAUUUUAGUAUUGAUGAAAGUAGAGUGUUGUGUUUUUUUUUGUUGUUGUUUUUUAAAUGGCCACUGUGACAUGAACAUACUGACGUGUCCAAUACGCAUUUUUGUUGGUGCCCACUUUAGGAACAGAACACACCCAGUGUUUUAUCUACGUACUGUUAAGCUGCACAGUAGGAUGGGAGAAUCAGUUGUCUUUAGCACGAUCAUGUUUACCUCAAAGCAUUUUGUUACAACGCAUCAUUGGCCUAGAUCUGGAAUCAAAAGACCACUUGAGGAAUAACUUGAAGCACCAGUCAAUCGUGUGCCUUUUAAACAGACUGACAUAUAAAGAAAGUGGGUUUUUUUUUUAAAGUGCCUUUUUAGAUGCUCUAACUCUAUUAAUCCUGCUCUGCCUUUGCAAUUCAGUAUUUUCUUUGCCUUCCUUUUAAUUCAGUGCCUACGGACAGGUUUGCAGAUUAAUUUUGUAAAGGAAGCUUCAUACCUUAACUAACCAAAACUAACUUUUUAUCAAUAACAUACUGACUUAUACAUUUUUUUUAGUAAUCAUCUUAUUUGCUUGAUUACAAACUUUUUCCUGUCUUUCUUUUUACUUUACAGUUUAACCAAAAACAAAAAAAAACUUCAAAUAUGUAGCUACCAACUACUUACAUGACAGUGUUUUGCACUUCCUCACUUCACGGAUAAGCUGCAUAAUUUGUUAUUGACUGCACUAAUUUUUAAAGAUACUAAGUUCUUUUAAAAAAGCAGACCAAGUCCAAAAAAGGUUUUAAAACAUGUCCAUGAGUUUUGGAGUUCACUAAAGACAAGAACCACUACGCUGAAAAGCACAGAGAGCACCCUCGAUUGUACGUGAAUGCAAAUUGUAUCCAUUUCAAAGUUUCACUGAAUAGUUUCCCCCUUUUCUUCCUGUAUGAAGCACUCAGUCUGGUUAAAAUUACAUUUUAGGUUUGUGGCUCAUUGAGUAAGCACAGAGUUCACUGUGUUUCAGAUGGAUGCCCUACAGAGUGUUGUCAAGGUUCCCAAAGACUCGCCCUAAAAAUGUUGGAAGCAGGACAAAGACUUGAAAUGUUUGCAUAAUGGUAUUCAGGAGAAAUGUCCAUAUCAAAUGAGAUUUUUGGUUUUUUUUUAAGGGCUGCCUUGUUUUUAGCUGCAUAUUCACACAACCAAGACAGAUAUGGGUGUGAUGGUCUGUGAAAUCUGUUGCCCAUGUUAAUAACUUCAGUAGUCUGUAUCAGUGUUUUUGCCUCUGUGCUUUAGCGUGUGCGUAUUUGCCUACCUUUUUAAUCGGCCUGUUGUCUGCUGCAUUUUUAGCUUUAAAAGAACCCCCAUUAAUUAUUAACAUUAGAUAUCAGAUGGCCUUCAAAUUAUUUCAGACAAACAGCAACACUCACAGCAGGAUGGGCGAGACCUUUGAGGACUAUCAUAUUGUUAAACCUGGGAUUUGAAUUUAUUUUCUUUUUAAUGCUCUUAAGUUUUGACGGUAUAAAUUCUGCCUUACUAUGCUGUAACAAAAAAACCAAAUGACAUGACAUAUUCAGCCAGCCUUCCCCUCAUAUGUUUGACUAUCUUUGCAUGGAGUAGCUUACAUUUCCUCAGCCCUGAUGAAUCUAUUAAAAGAAAGUUGUUUAACAUAAGCUCUGGUGCAGAUGGUGACCGAGUAAGCUGGACAGUGUACAGCAUCAAAUGAACCACCGUGUGUACGGCUCUGAAAUCAGCAUUUAUAAGUAUGCUAGGUCUCUGUGUCUGAGUGUCGUACAUCUUGUGUUUUUUGAACCUACAACCACAUAAAGUGCCUCAUUGUGGCUGUGUACCGAGUUGUGUUGCUCCUUGAUAGAGCACAUUAACAUUGAACAGUAUUGUUCACUGGUUUUCAUAAAGGAUAUACCACAACUAUGUGUUUUAUUGUCAAGGUAUGAAUGAAAUGAAAUAAAAUGACAUGAUCCAUGUGCA